AUGGCUAACCCGCUCGUAGAACGUUGGCAAAACGCCUCGGUUCAAGACCCUCUUUACCGGCGUGAUUUAAACCAUUUGAUUCGCAAAGAUUUGAGCGUUCGUUUCCAAGAACCGCUCGUUUUUGGCACCGCUGGCAUGCGCGGUUUGAUGGGUUUUGGACCCGACCGAAUUAACGAACUAACUAUCGCUGCGGCCAGUCAAGCUUACGCCCAGUACCUUCGUUCGUUAUCGCCAAAAGUGCUCAAGCAGGGCGUCAUCAUAGGACACGAUAACCGCGCUAACUCGGACUUUUUUGCCAAAGUGACUUACGAUGUUCUAAGAGCGCACCAGAUCAAAGCUUUCUUGUUUGAGGCGAACGAACUCCAGCCUUCACCGCUAGUUUCUUACACGGUUCGCAAACUAUCUUUGGCGGGCGGAAUCGUAAUUACCGCCAGUCACAAUCCCAAGCAGUACAACGGCUUCAAAGUUUACGAUCACCUUGGCGGUCAACUAACUGGCGAGGCCGCUAAAACCGUUCAAACUAACAUGGUUAAAAUCGACCCGCUCGACGUCAAACGGAAAGCUGGUAGUUACUCUUACGUCAGUCAAGACAUCGUUGAAAGCUAUAUUCAAGCUCUGCUUCAGCUCCGGCAAAGACCCGACGACUCAAAAGUUUUAAAAGUCGUGUUUUCUCCGCUCCACGGCACGGGCGGUAAAGUCGGUAAUGAGUUGCUCAAACGAAUGAACAUUGACCAUCUUAACGUUAGUAAGCAGAUGGAACCUGAUCCAGAGUUUAGCAGUCUUAAAUCACCCAAUCCCGAGGAUGGCCACGCCUUUGCCCGCUCGGUUUCUUUAGCCCGGACUAAGAAAGCCGACUUAGUGGUGGUGACUGAUCCCGACGCCGAUCGCUUAGGUGUGGUCGUUAAGUACAAGCACCGCUUUAAGUAUUUAAACGGUAACCAAGUGGCGGCGCUUUACCUAGAUUAUUUAAUCAACCAACUUAAACUGAGCGGUCAGUUACCCAAACGAGGUUACAUCAUUAAGACAACCGUUUCGGGCCAACUGCCAGUCCAAAUCGCCCGCCGCGCGGGGUUAAAAGUUUACGAGACGCACGUCGGUUUUAAAAACAUCGCCGAGAAAAUUGAAUCGCUCAGCCAAACUAACCAGCAGUUUGUUUUUGCUUACGAAGAAUCGUACGGUUUUUUACUCAACCCGAGUGUCAGUCGCGAUAAAGACGCGCUCCAAGCUUUGGUCGGCGUAGUUGAAAUGGCUAACUAUUACAAAACGCAGGGCACAAAUUUGUACGAACGCCUGCUGGAACUUUUUAAAAUGCACGGCAUUCACCGCUCAAUCGUGAUGUCAAAAGUGCUCACACCAAGUGCCCAAGCCAAGCUUUUCACUCGAAUCAAAAAGGUUCGCAAAAUAGCCGGUUUAAAAGUGGUUGAAAGCGUCGACUACAACAUCGGACGCCACUCUUUGCCUAACCAAAACAUGCUCAAAAUCACUUUGUCAAACGGUACAUGGUUUGCAAUUAGACCCUCAGGCACCGAGCCGAAAGUGAAAAUUUACAUUCAGACGAUCGGCACGACCGAGCAAGAGUUAGUUGACAUUGUCACCACCGAAAAAACGAUCAGCAACUUGAUUGAAGAUAAUAUCGAGUCGCCGAUCGCAACCAAGAUCAAAGCUAGUUCGGUGAUUCGCUACGGGCUUUUCAUCGCCGUUAUCGCCGCUUUGCUAGCGAUUGUUUUCCUUUACGUUUAUAAGGGCGCGCGAAACCGGACCGUUUUUGAUGUCGCUCACUUAGUUUUUAGUUCGCAGAUGCGCAUCGUUUGGUUUAGUUUAGUCGUUUGA
This is a messenger RNA of Centruroides sculpturatus (bark scorpion), 1830 nucleotides long. RefSeq names its product phosphoglucomutase-like. Gene Ontology annotation, biological process: carbohydrate metabolic process; purine ribonucleoside salvage. The coding region runs from base 1 to 1830 and encodes 609 amino acids. Lineage: Eukaryota; Metazoa; Arthropoda; Arachnida; Scorpiones; Buthidae. The transcript has a single exon. Gene Ontology annotation, molecular function: magnesium ion binding; phosphopentomutase activity. The record is from RefSeq and is a predicted model, not a curated record.